Messenger RNA from Megalopta genalis, 2478 nucleotides. It is a transcript of the gene SH3PX1, whose product is annotated as sorting nexin 33-like protein SH3PX1. Gene Ontology annotation, molecular function: phosphatidylinositol binding; protein binding. Gene Ontology annotation, cellular component: cytoplasmic vesicle; plasma membrane. Gene Ontology annotation, biological process: plasma membrane tubulation; endocytosis; endosomal transport. NCBI's taxonomy places the organism in Eukaryota, Metazoa, Arthropoda, Insecta, Hymenoptera, Halictidae. The record is from RefSeq and is a predicted model, not a curated record.
GUGGGCUGUAAUUUUGCGCCCCCUGUGCCUUUGUGUUUAACCUCGAACCGUAUAAUGAGUAUCAAAUUUUCUAUACCUUCGUCUUUUUCUCUUUUGUUUGUUGUUUUUUGAAUAUGCAGAUUGUUCUAUAUUUUUGUAUCGAUACAUACAAUUCUUUUAUAAAACGCGUAGUUUUCUGAAAUCACAAAAGCAUGUUACGCGCCAGCCAAAGACAGUAGCCGUACAGUCGUUUGAAAUUUCCAUUUACGUGACACGGAGUCGCACACACGUCCAUGCUCGAAUACGUAAAUGUCAGUCAUACGGUUGAGCAGAUUGGUGUAAGUAUGUGACCGGGUGCAAUUAAAUUGUUUGAAUUAGGAAAACGAAAUCCUAUUGUGUUGGCGGUCAGUAUUUUAAAGAAGUGUUGCUGCAUGUUUCUAUGAUGGAGGGUCACCAGGUGAGGGCACUUUACAACUUUACUGGGGAACCAGGAACAGCAGAAUUGUCCAUUGUAGCAGGAGAAGUAUUGACUGUCAUGAGAGAUAAUGUUGGCGAUGGGUGGUGCGAAGGUUUUAAUCAAAGUGGGAAAUGUGGACUGUUUCCAGCAGCCUAUGUUCAAGUAGUAGAAACCACAGCUCCUGCGUCAAGUGCCAUGACAUCAUCUCAACAGAGUUCUGGUGACUUUUGGGAUGAUGAUUGGGACGAUGAUUCAGAGGUUGGUCAAACACAGGCCUACAUUCCGUCACAACAACAAGAAUCACAAAAUACUAUACAGAUAGUGCAAGAUCAUAGCACUAAUGAUUACGGAGACGCAUUUUCUAUGCAAGCCAUGAAUUUUGCAAUACCUGAAAGGCCUAUGCCUAAUGUACCAAAGAAAAAUAACAAGUUUUCUACAUUAAUCAAAUCAGGAGAGGAUAGUUUUUUAUUAGGAAUGAGAGUAAUGAAUGUUCCUGAUAGUGAGAAAGUAUAUAUAGAGGAAAUGGAUGGAGGGCAAUGUAGAUGGGUUCAGAGAGGGGAUCCCUAUAGUUGUGUAGUCACAUCUCCUAAAAAGGAAUCCAAACUAAAAGGCCUUAAAAGUUUUAUAGUCUAUCAACUCACGCCAACGUUUAACAACAUUCAAGUUUCAAGAAGAUAUAAACAUUUCGAUUGGCUACAUGAACGUUUAGAGGAAAAAUACUGUUUCAUCCCCAUUCCACCAUUGCCCGAUAAACAAAUAUCGGGAAGAUACGAAGGGCACUUUAUAGAGCAUCGACGUUCACAACUGCAGGAGUUUGUGGAUUAUGUCUGCAGGCAUCCUGUGUUGGCGCGUAGUCGUGUUUGGGAACACUUUAUAACUUGUACAGACGAAAAAAGAUGGAAAGCAGGCAAGAGGCAAGCAGAGAAAGACGAAUUAUUAGGCGACAAUUACUAUCAUGCUCUCCAGUGCCCUGAAACUCCUUUGGAUGCUAUCAAAGUAGAAAUACAAACUGAUACUUAUAGUAGAUUCAUAAGCUGCCUAGAUCCUGUAGUUAAAAAUUUCAUGGCCAUGGCUGUUGACCAGGCAAAAAAGAAUCAACAUCUCUAUAAAAGAGAAUUUCAGAAGAUUGGUCAGUCUUUUUGUUCGUUGAGUCGUGCACUAGAAGGUGACGAUAGCAGUCGAGGAAAAUUAACUAAUGCGUUAAAAGUAACAGGUGAAGCUUAUAACGACAUAGGCAGACUGUACAAAGAACAAUCAAAGUUUGAUUGGGAACCACUUGCAGAUAAGUUUCAUAUUUACAGAGGAAUCAUCAGUAGUUUUCCAGAUGUAAUCAGUAUACACAAGAGUGCUGUUCAAAAGAGGAAAGACUGUGAAAAGCUAGUAAGUGAACAUAAAAUGGAACCACAAAAGUUGCGAGAACUUUCACAUCGAACAGAUAUAAUAGCAAGAGCACUUCUUGCUGAAGAAGCGCAUUUUCAGACGGAACAAGAGAUACAUACAACUCAGGCCAUGAAAACGCAUUUAACAGAGCAAAUUGCAUUCUAUCAGAAGAUUGUGGAUAAGUUGCGGGAAGCGUUAGACGCAUAUGAAGGCUGAAUUUUAUGUAAGAAAGAUUUUUUCGCGAAUAUCACUUCGACUAUAAAUUUCUAACAGUGUAAUACGGACUUUACUUUAAAGAGCGUGAGUUACAAAAAAUAAGAACGUGAAUUGUAGAUACACUUUGACGUAUAUUAUGUUCAUUCAGUGAUAAGAGCUAUUUCAAGAAGAAUUAUGUACAUGUUCAAUCAGGGGAAUUCAGCACCUCUCUUCUUUUAAAUUUGCCAAAAAAUCACAUUGAAUAUAUAUAUUCUAUUUAUAGUAUUUUCUUAUGUCCGUUUUCAUUUUAUGCUCUAGCACUGUCAUACUGAUAUAAAAUCAUGUUAAAUCGGACCAGGAAAGAUAUAGAUUGCAGUUUUUAAAGAAUACGUAUUAUUAAGGAUGUAUAGUAAUAUAUUACAUGUUAAUAUUAUUAUCAAUCUCGUGUGGUUGCUAUUUUUAGAAAU